UGGUGCCGGGGAUGAUUACUUCAUUAUCUCGAGGAACUGGGAGUUCGCUCCAGAUAAGGACCUUCACUUCUACCCUCUUCCUCGAACAGUUUUUGUAGACAGUAAUGGUAAGAGCCCAGUGUUUAUACUUACUUUGUCUUUAAAGUGUUCAAUACUUCGUUUGUUCUAAUGUCUGUUUUUCUUGCAACUCUUCCCCAACCAGAAAAAGGCUUCCGCAAGUCCUUUUUCCCCAGUAAGAGUUUGAAGAAGUUAUUGGAUUUGCCAGUCCACAAGCGUAGAGCCCCUUUGGUACUCAAUUUCAUCCCAACCUAUAAAUCGGUACUCCCUGACGUCCCAAAUAGGAAGAAAAGCCAAUCUUCUUCUUCUGCCACAACUCCUUCGACAGCGUCCUCAUCUCGGCCAGAUCAAGGAUCAACUUUAGAUCCAGCAGAGUAGUUAUCCACCUCAGCUCCACAACUGAUCCCACCAUCUCAACGCCGACGACGUCGACAAACUGUUUUUGCUGCUGAGAUAGGCCGUCAGAAAGCAAUCGCUAAAGAUCUCUUGGCCAACAUUCCUGACUCAGUUGAUGCUCAACCAGCACAAACCCAGCCUCAGCCAAAGCCAAAGCUAAAGCCAAAGCCAAAACGUCUGAAGAAGGCUCAGCCCAAGGCAACGGUGACUCAGAUUGACACUGAGGACACCUUGCCAAUUUCAAAAUUAGCAGAGAGUGAGACGACCUCUUCUGCUUGCGAGAAAAGGCCUGCCGAGGCCCAACCAUCCAAGUCCACCAAAUCAAAUAGGCUGAGGUCAUCCUCUGCAACCACCUCGGGGUCUCUAAAUCAUGAUUCCCCCUGGGCCCCGCCAAUCACAAUUAACAACAAGCCAGUUAAGGUUGGUGACAGUGCCAACGAUAUUGAGGUCGGCGUUGCACUUUCCACCGCCUUGCUUCUACCCGAAGAUCUUAAUCGUAACGCUCAGAUGAGCGAAUACGAAAAUUUUGCUCUAAUGCUGCAGCGUUCCAUUCAAGUGAUCCAGCACGCCCACUCCUUCUCAAUGCAAUCUUUUGAGACAAGGAAGGCGUUGGCCGACAAGACUAAGGAGGUUGCUAGUCAGCAGAAGACCCUUAAAAAGACUGAGGCCAAGAUGAAAACUUUAUCCGACCAAGCUGCUUCGGCCGUUAAAGCUAAGGACGAGGUCGAGGAAAAGACAGAUGCCGCUGAGGCCAUCAACAAGGUUCUUGAGGCCCAGAAGAAAGAGGCCAAAGAAAAAAUGGCCAAGGCCCAGAAAGAGCUGCAGGAUGCAUUGGCCACCAAAGAAGCCGAGCUUAAGGCUGCCAAUGAGAAGGCAUACAAUGAGGGGGUGGCCGAUGUCACGGCGGACUACGAGCGUCAGGUGAAGCAGGAAUGCAACAAGGGUUUCACCCUUGGUUGGAUGGCUCUCCUAAAAAAGCUUGAAGUCCCAGAGGACUCCUCGCUCAGGAACACCGACGUCCUCGUCCUGCCAUUCCUUCCAACUCCAAGUCAAUCUGACGACGAUUCUGAGUCUGAGGAGGAAGCUUUGGUGAGGAAGUCAAAGGAAGCUGCUGGGGCCAAGUCCCCUACUUCAAAUGAGCAAGUCUUGGACUUGACUCAAGAUGAGGAAGGUGAGGAGGUUCCCCAAGAUGCUACUCCUGAGAAGGCAACAUUGGACGCGCCUAUUGCUGAUAAGAGCCUCGACGGAACCCUCCAAGAAAUAGAUGCCGAGCUCACGGCUGAAAAGACGACCGACAUGUCUUCUCAGCAGUCUUCCAAUCUUUCGAUCUCCAGACCAAACCAGCCAGUGCCACCGAAGA
This is a messenger RNA of Camellia sinensis, 1813 nucleotides long. The record is from RefSeq and is a predicted model, not a curated record. Lineage: Eukaryota; Viridiplantae; Streptophyta; Magnoliopsida; Ericales; Theaceae.